Messenger RNA from Globicephala melas (long-finned pilot whale), 6387 nucleotides. RefSeq names its product potassium voltage-gated channel modifier subfamily V member 1 (gene KCNV1). Lineage: Eukaryota; Metazoa; Chordata; Mammalia; Artiodactyla; Delphinidae. Gene Ontology annotation, molecular function: protein binding; voltage-gated potassium channel activity. The record is from RefSeq and is a predicted model, not a curated record. Gene Ontology annotation, biological process: protein homooligomerization; potassium ion transmembrane transport. Gene Ontology annotation, cellular component: membrane; voltage-gated potassium channel complex.
CCGGGAAACGAGAAUCUAAUAUAGUAAUCCUUGAAGCGCCUUCAGGAUGAAUGUAAGAUUCAGUCACUGAGCGCCUCACUUCCUCCUCCGGUCUCACCUCCCUCCGCUCCCCGCUCUCCUCACAGCUGGCGCUGGGAACCGCCGAGGGCUGGGAGCGUGCGCGGGCGGGGGCGGCCACCCUCCGCCGCAGCCUAGGGGCCGGAGCCGGGAGGCUCGUGGCGAAGAGGCGAGGCUAGACAACCAGCGCGGGCGAGGAGCUCAGCCGCGAGCACAGCCCUCUUCCCGGACCUGUGAAAUCAGACUCACGUGUAAAUCGCGAGGAUCAAAUCGAGGCUACGCAGCCAGCUGCGCCCACUGAGCGCACCCCAGAUGUGCCCGGAGCAGCAGCUCUGCUGUGUACCGAAGAAUGCCCCCAGAACACCUGCUCUCCGGGAAACUUGUAGCGACAGAAAAGCCUAAACCGAAGGGCGCAAAGUGCCUCAACACGUGACGGGAGCUGGCAAUGGUGACCCCUAGUUCUCAGUGACUCACUGGGACUUAAUCGAAAGUCAUCAUUAAUUGUCCUCGUUUCUCAACCAGGAGGUCAAAAAUUAGGGGAGGAGGGAGAAUAAAACGAAGCGUGAGUGACAGACUAGAAUGAGAGUGGAUGCGAGCAAAUGACUCGAACCCUGCACCCAGGUCACCCUCCCCCACGUGCGCGCAUCCCCAGCGACCACUCCCUGGGAGGCCUAUGAAACUGCGCAGCAAAAGCAGAGAGAGGAAUAUAUAUCCUGAAGUUGGAAAAGACUCAGACCCGGUUACCACUUCCUUUGCCUUCUGAACUUUUCGUUUCGGUCUCCUGCAGGCGGGAGUGAGUCUUGCCCUUCCCCUUGCUUGCAUUCCUCCAAGAUUCGUCGUGCCCUCCUCCACUGUAGACCUCCCUCCCCCUUCCCCUCCCCUCCCGCUCCAACCCCCAAGCAGGGAGGCCUUCAACCCAUACACCUCCCGGGCUGGAGAUCUCAAUUACAAAGCUGGGGAGGGGGUACUGAGUCCGGGAAGGACCACGGCGACCGGCAGUGUGCCCUGCGGAUGUCCUCGGCUUGGUCCACACCUGAGCAGUUCCCUGGGCGCGACCCCUCCGCUCCUCCCAGACCCGGCGCUCAGACACUUGUGCGCUGCUACGGCGCACUCGCAGCGCCCUAGCGGCGAGAGGGAGAACGAGCACAGGCGGGUGGAGAGAGUAAGGGUUCGGGGGUGGGAGGAACCCACCUCGGGAGCCCGGGAAAUCCCGGACGUGCCACCGCCCCCAACUUUGUGGCGCCCUCCGGCAGCGGCGGCAAGGAUGGAGCUGCCUCCCCGCGGCCGGGCGUCGCCGGACUCGCCGCUGGACAGCGCCUCCCUGACCUCGCUGGACUCCAGCGUCUUCUGCAGCGAGGGCGAAGGGGAGCCCCUGGCGCUCGGGGACAGCUUCACGGUCAACGUGGGCGGCAGCCGCUUUGUGCUCUCGCAGCAGGCUCUGUCCUGCUUCCCACACACGCGCCUUGGCAAGCUGGCCGUGGUGGUGGCCUCGUGCCGGCGCCCCGGGGCCCUGACCGCCGUGCCCAGCCCCCUGGAGCUCUGUGACGACGCCAACCCCGUGGACAACGAGUACUUCUUCGACCGGAGCUCGCAAGCAUUCCGCUACGUCCUGCACUACUAUCGCACCGGCCGCCUGCACGUCAUGGAGCAGCUGUGCGCGCUCUCCUUCCUCCAGGAGAUCCAGUACUGGGGCAUCGACGAGCUCAGCAUUGACUCCUGCUGCAGGGACAGAUACUUCAGAAGAAAGGAGCUGAGUGAAACUUUAGACUUUAAGAAGGACACAGAAGACCAGGAAAGUCAACAUGAGAGCGAACAGGACUUCUCACAAGGACCUUGCCCCACCGUCCGCCAGAAGCUCUGGAACAUCCUAGAGAAACCGGGGUCUUCCACAGCUGCCCGAAUCUUUGGGGUCAUAUCCAUCAUCUUCGUGGCGGUGUCCAUCGUCAACAUGGCUCUGAUGUCAGCCGAGUUAAGUUGGCUGGACCUGCAGCUGCUGGAAAUCCUGGAGUACGUGUGCAUUAGCUGGUUCACCGGGGAGUUUGUCCUGCGCUUCCUGUGCGUGCGGGACAGGUGCCGCUUCCUGAGAAAGGUGCCAAACAUCAUAGACCUCCUAGCCAUCUUGCCCUUCUACAUCACUCUUCUGGUAGAGAGCCUGAGUGGGAGCCAGACUACACAGGAGCUGGAAAACGUGGGGCGCAUCGUCCAGGUUUUGAGGCUGCUUAGGGCUCUGCGCAUGCUCAAACUGGGCAGGCAUUCCACAGGCUUACGCUCACUUGGAAUGACAAUCACCCAGUGUUACGAAGAAGUUGGCCUGCUGCUCCUAUUUCUGUCUGUAGGAAUCUCUAUAUUUUCAACUGUGGAAUAUUUUGCUGAGCAGAGCAUUCCCGACACAACCUUCACAAGUGUCCCUUGUGCAUGGUGGUGGGCCACAACGUCCAUGACUACCGUGGGAUAUGGGGACAUCAGACCAGACACCACCACGGGCAAAAUCGUGGCCUUCAUGUGUAUCUUAUCGGGAAUCCUUGUCUUGGCCUUGCCCAUUGCUAUUAUUAACGACCGCUUCUCUGCUUGCUACUUCACCUUAAAGCUCAAGGAAGCAGCUGUUAGACAGCGUGAGGCUCUGAAGAAACUUACCAAGAAUAUAGCCACUGACUCAUAUAUCAGUGUUAACUUGAGAGAUGUCUAUGCCCGGAGUAUCAUGGAGAUGCUUCGAUUAAAAGGCAGAGAAAGAGCAAGUACUAGGAGCAGUGGAGGAGAUGAUUUCUGGUUUUGAAUUCACUUUCAGUUUAUUUACAAAAGCCUGUGUAAUACUAACUUGAUUGAUAAAGCCUUGAUAUGGAUGUCUGUACACUGCUGAUGAGUCUCUGUUGAGUACCACCUGUGUUCAUUUGGUUCAUACGUUGCUUGAUCUACUAGAAUAGUUCACAUCCCCCAAAACAGCAACACUUCGUUUUUUCACAUUUGAGUCUCAAAAAUAUCCAUUUAACGCAACCAGGCCAAUAUACACAUGUCUGAAUUGUCAAAUACCAAAUAAUAUUGCAGUGCAUACAAGAAAGUUAAAUGUUUUACGCAUCACUAAUGUUUAGAAUCUUUUGCACCACUAAUUCUAAAAGACGGGAGUUAAACUGCAUAGCCCAGAGAAAAGAUAAGUGAACAUUUAAGAACACACUGGACAACUUUGCCAUUUAAAGAUACUCUCCAAGUAAAUAAAUCCCUCCUUUCUCCAUCAGUUAAAACUGUUGAAUAUAACAAUUCUCUUUUCAAGAGAAAAGCCUGAUUUGAUGGUCAUAGACUGAGUCCCUAUCUUUCCUCUGGUGCAGAUGACCGAUCACAAAUGGACUGAGCUCUGUAUUCCAUCAUUACGGUUGGAGGUAGAAACCCAAAACUGCUUAGACUGCGGUAGAAGAUUGCUACCCAAAGGCUUCGAGAGUUGUGCAUCUUCAUCCUCCCCACUGAGUGCAUAUGUGCAGUAUAAAGGCGGUAUCUCUUAGUAUUCCAUGGAAACUAGAUGGUCUUUAAAAAAUCUCUUUAUUGAUGUAGUGUUCAAGUUAUGUCCUUAAAAUCAUGACUUUGUAAGUAAAGGUGAAGUAGUGAACAUCCUAAAUGUAUAUACACUGAAAUUAUUAAAUAGUCUUAUUUCAUAAUAUGAGAAUGAUAUGUUGAAUGAUACCACUGGGUGAACUUGACAAUCUUUUAUUUGUUAACAAAAAAUAUUAUGGAUAGCUUUCUGACUGUUGGGGUAAAUAGCAAAUGUUCAAACUUUACACGCAUUUUGACAGUCAUUCAUGAUAAUAAUAAAAUUUCUAGUCAGUUUGUUAUAUAAUUAAAGCCAAUAGCUCUACCUAAGCCUAAGAAUUAGUUUAUGAUUUCCAAUAUUCCAGUAAAUGAGGUUUUUAAAACUAAGAAUAAUUCAGAUUUAUCACUUUCAUACCUGCCUUCUUAAUGGGUAUAACAGUGUCCCCAAUGGGAUAAAAAUUGUUUCUUGGUGGGGGGACAAAAAUAUCUUACUCUUUUUAUUCAUAAAAUAAAUAUACAUGCAAUACAUAAACAGAUAUAGAGUAUAUCUAUGGUAUUAAAUUUUCAUGGGAUGGGAAAGUAGAAAAAAAGAGCCCCUUUCCAGAGUUGCGCUAUGAUAAGAAAUAAACAUUGAGAAAGACAAAUUUAAUAUAUGUACCAUAUUUUAUUAAAUCUAUUUAAGAUACCCUAUUAUAUUAUGAACUACAAAGAAGGAAAGGAGGAAGAGAGGAAAGACAAAAUAAAAAGAAAAGGAAAGAAAGAACAAAAGAAAGUCCAAUCAAUUGUAAGAUGCCAUUGAUUGUAAAAUGUGUCCAGAUUUUGGACAUGUAAAAAUUUAAAACAUGCAUCUUAAAAUCAAUGAAAUAUCAUAUAUGCUACCUCUAGUUUUCUGGUAUGCAUGCUUAACUUCUAAAAACAUCUUCAUUGAUAACAUGAGUUUUAGAUUGUAUGCUAAAAUCCUUUAAUCCUCUUGGCUUGUUUCUACUUCUCCCAAAUAUUAUGAAAGAGUUAAGAGAUAUGUGUAGUAGUAAAUAUUUUCCAUCUUACACAGUUCCCAGGUGCUAGAGUAUGGCACAGGGCCACUUGUCCUAAUAUAAAUAUGCCAUCCACAAUCUGAAGGGGAAAUAGAGAUUAGACACAGAAGGCAAACUUAUCCUGACUUAUCUAGAACUCCCUCCAGUAAGAGUUACUCUGAUCCAGGACUGUGCUCUGUAUUCAUCAUGUUUUAUGUCACUGUAUCCUCAAAAUAUUCCUAUUAUAUAAUUACUAUCGCUAUACUCUUCUAGUUAUAUAGUUCAUAUAUUUAUCCAUGCAACAAAUAUUUAUUCAGGACCCAUUUGUAUGCUGGGCACUACAGAUUCUUUGUUAAAUCAGACCAAGCCCUAUUCUCUUGUAUUUAACAUUCUAUUCAAGGCUGUGAGGGGAACACAGACAACAAAGCUGAGGCACAAGAAGAUGAAGUAACUUGGCCCAAAUUCACACAGCCCAUGCAUGAGUGACAGAAUCAGAGAAUGAGUCCCAAUCGGCUGGACCCUGAAACUGAUACUCCUAAAAGGCAUAUGACAGAUUUCAUUAUUCCCACACAACCUGUGCUUAGGGAUUCCCCUCCCAGGCAGGCAAGCCAAUUUCUCAUGGGUGGAGAGGUUCAAUAUGCCUUAAGAAAAGUAUCAGCUUAUUCUCAAGGUGGAAUGGAGCUUUUAAGGAACAGUUGUCACAUCGUGUGGUCAUUAUUAGACAAAAAGAAAUAUUACCUUAAGAAUAAUAGUUGGAAAGUGAAAAAAAUGAAAAAACUAUAUGUAUUAUACGUAUAUUUUUUCCUACCACAGAAGAUUCUAAACAUGUUCUCCAGAAACAUGGUAUGUUAGCUAUAUAAAUUUUGUUGAGAUGUGGACAUUUCAAAAGAAAUUUUAAAAUAUCACUGCUUAGUCAACCUUGCCAUUAUAUAAAAUACUGGUGCAUGUUCAACAAAUUAUACAUAUAAGCAGACCAAAUUUAAGUAACAAAUCAAGGCAGGAACUCUGUUAAUCUUAUAUCCCAACAUCUACAAAAACUGAUGUUUGUCAAAAACCUAAGAAUUAUUGCUAUAAAACAAUAUUUAAUUUGUUUGGACAUAUAAAUAAUAGAAUUAUUGGCUUUAGGCUAUUUAAAAAACACUAAUUAAAACCAUUUGAGUGCACAGAGGGAAUGCUUGAGUACCUAAAAGAGCAAUUUUAAGAAAUGAUUGAGGUAUGUUUGGUAGAAGUGGCAUCUUGUUCAUGUUUUACUGGGUUUUUUUCCUAUAUAUACACAGAAUAGUGGCAUUUAUCAUUUUAAAGCAAAUUACUAUAAAGCAUAAUGUAUUAAAUGCACAAAGAAGCUAAUAGAGGUAGAAAUCUCAGUGCUGUGUUUCAAUGUGGAAUUCUUGCUCUCAUGAAAAUCUUUUGACUAGCUCUUGCAAAAAAUAUACAUGCUGGCCCAAGUUAUCUAAGCAAAACAUUAUCACUGAGUAAGCUUACUGGUUUGACAAAUAUUUCCACUGAUUCAUUUUCUUAACAUGAAAAGCCUGCUCUUUUGAAAUAUGAGCCAUUAAUAUCUCUGCCUUAUCAAUCCUGCAAUUCAGUCCAAGACGCUAUCAGUUGGCAAAUGAUGUGUUCUAGUGCUUCCAUUGGUGAUUUCCCUUUGCAAAAGCAUCCCGACUCCCGAACCUGUCUUCGAGUCAUGCUGAUAUGUGGAAUAAAAAUGUCACCUAAGGAGAAUUUUACUCACAAACUCCACUUGGCAUUUGCUUACGUGGUGUUCUUUAGGGAUAAUGGGGUAACUGAGAUGCUCACCAUC